AUGUCAGUGGAGUCCAGUCCUAUCUACUUGGAGCCUGGAAGAACAGUAACAGAAGAAGAUAGCUUUAAACACACGUACAGACAUUGAAGGAAUGAAGCCACUGGCUCUUCUUCGUCCCCUUACCAUUUCUUCUGCCCCCUCAAACCCUCUUUUCCAACCACAAUCUCUUCCCCAAAAACAUGCCUUUCGAGUUCUAUGCUCUUCUUUCGAUUCUAAACCGAUACAAGAUGGAUAUACUGCAGCAAAGCCCGAUAACUACAAGCCUGGAGUCUUGGAUGAUUUGUUCCUCAAUUUGUUCCGUAACAAAAUGGUGCAGGAGGUGGGAUGGGAUUCGGAGAAGCCGGGCUAUGAGGGACUAAUUGAAGUUGCGAAUCGACUUAUGAUGAGGGGCAGGACCAAUUCUGAUACUAAAGAAGCAGCGGUAAGAAUACUGAUAUCACUAUUUCCUCCAUUUCUGCUGGAGCUUUAUCGAAUCCUCAUAGCCCCUAUUGGAGGAGGCAAAAUAGCAGCAACUAUGGUAGCAAGGGUGACUGCACUCAGUUGUCAAUGGCUCAUGGGCACAUGCACUAUUAAUUCUGUCGAUCUACCCGAUGGAACCUCAUGCAGAAGUGGGGUGUUUGUAGAAAGAUGCAAAUAUUUAGAGGAAAGCAAAUGUGUAGGGAUUUGUAUCAAUACUUGUAAGCUUCCAACACAAGCUUUCUUCAAGGAUUACAUGGGAGUUCCCUUACUAAUGGAACCAAACUUUAUUGAUUACAGUUGUCAGUUUAGAUUUGGGGUUCUUCCUCCAUUGCCUGAAGAUGAUAUCUCCCUUAAGGAGCCGUGCUUGGAGAUAUGCCCAAAUGCCACAAGACGAAGAAAAGUUGCUGGUGACAUGGAUGUCCCGCAUUGCCCUAAGGCCUGAACAUCCUUCUAAAUUUUGAGGUGGUUUACAACAAUACAUACAUACAUACAUAUAUAUGUGUGUGUGUGUGUGUGUGUGUGUACAUAUAUGCAUGUUAGUUGCUCUUUGAUUUUUCAUAUACACAAAAAUCUCAUCUCUUCAUUUCUACAAAUGUACGAUCUAGAAAGGAUGUUACCACCAUGUGCUAGCUAAAAGCUCAUCCCUUCUGAGUUGAUAAAGUGGUCUCUAGUGGGAAAAAUAAAUAUUGAAAUUUUA
Juglans regia (Persian walnut) is the source of this 1156-nucleotide messenger RNA. Its product is annotated as beta-carotene isomerase D27, chloroplastic. The transcript is spliced from 8 exons. The record is from RefSeq and is a predicted model, not a curated record. Bases 92 to 901 code for a protein of 269 amino acids. NCBI's taxonomy places the organism in Eukaryota, Viridiplantae, Streptophyta, Magnoliopsida, Fagales, Juglandaceae. Gene Ontology annotation, molecular function: iron ion binding.